Messenger RNA from Scophthalmus maximus (turbot), 5297 nucleotides. It is a transcript of the gene nt5c2b, whose product is annotated as 5'-nucleotidase, cytosolic IIb. The record is from RefSeq and is a predicted model, not a curated record. Bases 333 to 2042 code for a protein of 569 amino acids. Gene Ontology annotation, molecular function: 5'-nucleotidase activity. Lineage: Eukaryota; Metazoa; Chordata; Actinopteri; Pleuronectiformes; Scophthalmidae. The transcript is spliced from 18 exons.
UGAAUGUCUCACAACAACAGCUGGCGGCGGAUAGAGAGAGAAAGAAAGACAACGAGAGACAACGAGAUAGAGAGAGAAAGAGAGAGAGAGAGAGAGAGAGAGAGAGAGAAGACAGAAGACAGAAGACAGAAGUCUGAGCAGGGCCACUCAUCCGCUCCCUGCGCCGCAGAGUUACACAUCAUCCCCGCUCUCACUGCAGCUUCCUCCUCACAAGAUCCACCUAGGUCUUUUUUUCCUCCCGACCUCUUCGCGGCACACGGCGCAUGCUCAGACUGACGAGACGGUGCAGUUGUUUGUAUUCCGGAACUCCGAGACACUGAACGUUUUUAAAGAUGACCACUUCCUGGAGUGACAGACUGCAGAACUAUGCAGACUUGCCUGCCAACAUGGAUAGACUGAUGAUGAAAAAAUACAGGAGAGAGCCCUACCACAGAGUGUUUGUCAACAGAAGUUUGGCCAUGGAGAAGAUUAAGUGCUUCGGCUUUGACAUGGAUUACACUUUAGCAGUGUACAAGUCACCAGAGUACGAGUCACUAGGCUUCGAGCUCACAGUGGAGCGUCUGGUUUCCAUUGGUUACCCCCAGGAGCUGUUCAGCUUCGUAUACGACCCGUCCUUUCCCACCAGGGGCCUCGUGUUUGAUACCAUGUAUGGAAACCUGUUGAAGGUCGAUGCCUAUGGUAACAUCCUGGUCUGCGUCCACGGAUUCAACUUCCUCCGAGGCCCCGAGAUACGUGAACGGUACCCAAACAAGUUUAUCCAGAGAGAUGAUACAGAGCGCUUUUAUAUCCUCAACACACUCUUCAACCUGCCAGAGACCUACCUCUUUGCCUGCCUAGUCGACUUCUUCUCCAACUGUGACCGAUACACAAGCUGCGAAUCCGGCUUCAAAAACGGCGACCUCUUCAUGUCCUACAAGAGCAUGUUCCAGGACGUCCGCGACGCCGUGGACUGGGUCCACUUCAAGGGUACGCUAAAGGAGAAGACUGUUGAGAACCUGGAGAAGUACGUAGUGAAAGAUGGGAAGCUGCCUCUCCUCCUCAGCCGAAUGAAUGAAGUGGCCAAGGUUUUCUUGGCUACCAACAGUGACUACAAAUACACCGACAAAAUCAUGACCUACCUGUUUGACUUCCCCCACGGCCCUAAGCCUGGUACCUCCCACAGACCGUGGCAGUCCUACUUUGAUCUGAUCCUGGUGGACGCGAGGAAGCCGCUGUUUUUCGGGGAGGGGACGGUGCUCCGACAAGUCGACACGACAACGGGGCGUCUGAAGAUUGGAACCUACACAGGACCUCUGCAGCACGGAAUCGUCUACUCUGGAGGUUCGUCAGACAUCGUGUGUGACCUGCUGGGAGCCAAGGGGAAGGACAUCGUGUACAUCGGGGACCACAUCUUCGGAGACAUCCUCAAGUCCAAGAAGCGCCAGGGCUGGAGGACGUUCCUCGUCAUACCCGAGCUGGCCCAGGAGCUGCACGUGUGGACCGACAAGAGCUCGUUAUUUGAAGAACUGCAGGGCCUGGAAAUUUUCUUGGCUGAACUCUACAAACACCUGGACAGCAGCAGCAACGAGAGGCCUGACAUCAGCACUAUUCAGAGAAGGGUCAAGAAAGUGACACACGACAUGGACAUGUGCUACGGCAUGAUGGGCAGCCUCUUCCGCAGCGGCUCCCGACAGACCCUGUUCGCCUCGCAAGUGAUGCGUUACGCCGACCUGUACGCCGCCUCCUUCAUCAACCUGCUGUACUACCCCUUCAGCUACCUCUUCCGAGCUGCACACGUCCUGAUGCCCCACGAGUCGACGGUCGAACACACCCACGUGGACAUCGACACAGAGUCGCCCCUGGCAACACGCAACCGCACCCACUGCAGCGACUGCAAGGACCUGGAGUGCAAGCGCAGCCAGCUGACCCGCUCCUUCAGUGAGAUCAAACCUCCCAACCUGUUCCCUCAGACUCCCCAAGAGAUCACUCACUGCCAUGAUGAGGAUGACGAUGAGGAGGAGGAGGAGGAGGAGGAGGAGGAGGAGGAGGAGGAGGAGGAGUAAGGUGGACAUGCAGACAUGCAGACGAGAGCCACGGUCCUGCUCCUGCUUUCCAAUCUUUCCCAGUAGAGUCAGGUAGUGAUCGAUCGCACAGUGAGGCAGGAAGAGAAACAUUUCCAGUGUGUUUGUUUUUGUGUGUGUGUGUCUACUGUAUCAGUACUGGAUGCUCACAAACCACACACACACACGCUGGAGAUUUCAGAGGAAAGUACAAUGGACCAGUAGCAAGACAGAUUGUAUGACUGUCAGCAGACUGUUUACAUUCUAGGUCCUCGAAAAUCCAACUUUUCUUCACUUCAUUAUAAGAAAGAAAUAUUUGUUUUUAAUCGAUUGGAGUUCUGUAUAGUUUUCUCCAUCAGAACACACUACAUCACAUUUAAUUUUUAUUAUGUUUUCAGAAGACCCAGCUGGUGGAGUAAACACACUUCCAUCCAAUCGGAUAUGUUUUGUGAACUGUUGUGUUCAUCACAACACACUAGCCUCGCUGACGCAGUAUGCACAGUUUGAUUAAGUGAAAAAAUACUUUUCAGGUGUGGUGAGAGAAAUUAGAUGCACAUACUGUAUAAAAAUUUAAUUAUUUUUUAUGCAACAUGGGAACAACAUAAAUUUUUUCAUGUUUUGUAUUAUUUUCUUGGCUUUCUUGUCAUUAAGGAUGAUUGAUUUUCUUUUUACUCUAAUGUAAGUGUGUGUUUGUGUGUAUGUGUGUGUGUCUGCCCAAGUUGUCCCAAACACACUGUAGCAUCCUGAGCGACGGUGAGCUGAAAAUCCAUUGUACUAAACUGAAGCACAAGCCGGCGUGACACCAUCGACAUGUAAUGCAACAUGUGGCUGUUGAACUGAUAUUCUGUUACUUAGCAACAAUGAGGGCAGAGUACUGUAACUGUGUGUAAUGCUGACCGUGUCUAUGACAACCUGAACUACAGUAGUGUUUCUGUAAAUAGCCGUCACGUGGGUGUUUUUUUUGUUUGUUUUUUCUUCUAUGUAAUCUGUUUGCAAAAUGUGCAAGAAGUCUUUUAUGCAGUUCAGUAAUUUAGGAGGAUUUUUAUCAUUUUAACAGCGGGGAUGUGAAACAUGAAAAUGUUUUGACCAUAUUAAGCAACGUGUGUGUGUGUGUGUGUGUGUGUGUGUGUGUGUGUGUGUGUGUGUGUGUGUGUGUGUGUGUGUGUGUGUGUGUGUGUGUGUGUGUGUGUGUGUGUGUGUGUGUGUGUGUGUGUGUGUGUUUUCAGGAUGUACAGUACGGAGCUCAGCUCAGUUCAGUACGUCUCUGAUCAGCUCGCUUUGUUUAUGUUCUGGGCUUUGAGGCUUUGCUGGGCUUUUUUUUCUUCUUUUCUUUUCUCAAAAUGCAAAUUUCUUUGAACUUUGCAACAACAGACAAGCUCAGUGAACUAACAGACCCUUGAAACUUGGUGUUCUUUAUAACAUCAAAUAUUCAUGAAUGAGUGAAUAAGCAAUAUGAGGUAUUGGUGUUCUUUAUUUAAGGUUUAACCGUCAGCGACUGAGUUUGCCUUCCCUCAUCAGGACCGUGUGGGUGUGGGUUGAGUGCGUUUCCACCCACCGUUUUUUAUGCACAUUUUUAAUUGACGUUAAAAGAGAGAAAGAAAAAAAAAUCCUUAAAAGGGUUUUUAUACUUGGCUGAGGUUGCGUAGGUGAUGUAUAACAAAGUGUAAUGGAAACAGACGGAAGCAAUAAAGUAGAACGAACAAGCGAGCGAAUUCAACGGAGGAGAAAAACUAAGCAGCGGACAACGAGGAGGCUGUGAUGUCCGUCAGAUUAACACACAAAACGAGCACAAACUCUUUCUCCAUUGCAUUUUCCCCACAUCCUCUUUCUGCAUGUUGUGACCUCUGCUCCCCUCGUUGUGUCCUGCACAGGUUUAACGGCGGCCUGCAGGAGCAUCAGCACCACCAGCUGUGCUCCUGGUGUUUGGAUUUGUAACAGUUGUGGAUUUGAAACGCACGACAAGUCACAUUUUUUCUUUUGGUACUUCCAAGUUGAAAUUUGGGUCUCAAUCUAGAUGGACACUUGGCUGCUUUCGUCCUGAUUGGUGCAAGGGAGUUUGUGACGUCACUGUUCUCCAAGCCCCGCCCACUUCCACCUUGUGAGAGGAGCGCAGAGGGCAAAGAGAACAACUCGAUAUCUCUGCUGCGAAAUAGCUAAUAACUGUUCAAACUUUGUCAAAAAACGGUGCGUUCGUGUUCGUCUCUGUUGCUCGCAGCGGGAAAAAAAACGAAUGCAGGGGCAGUUGACCGAGACUCAGUAUCACUGGCACGUUCAUGAGCAAAUGCAUCAGUGUUAGUAUUCAAAACACAGAGAGCUGCCUAAAUUUCAAAAACAAUGACUUGUUGUUUUUUCAUUUCAACAUCCAGUGUUUCCUGUAUGUUGACUCUCCCCACAUGUUGUGUGAGUCCUGUGAGUGUUGGGCCACAAAAAGGAAGAUACUUGCCCCCCCACCACCCUCCUCCUUUUUCCCUUCUUUUUCUUCUUUUAAUUUUAUUUCUACACAAGUGAAAUACUGUAGUCCUAUUCUCAGUUGUGACUUUUUAAGUUCUCAAACGACAUGAUCUGCUACACGAGGCAGCUGCAUCGCCGAAGAGAGAGAGAGGGAGACGCUGUCUUUUUCUUUGCACAAUUUUCAUUUGCAUGAGAAAAUAAUACGCAUAUCCAUUCUGCCACUGUAGCAUUUGGUUAUACUUCAUUGUGGACCGCGUAGUAUUUGGAAAAGCUUUUUUCUUUUUUGGGACAUUAGUCAGUGUAGUUUGCACAGGGUGAAAAAAACAAAAAACUGUAAAAGUAUAAAAAGAAUUAAAACUUGCAAUGAACAGAAACGUGAAUAGCAUGUUGACUACUGUGACUAUAAGUAUGUUAUCAACACCCUGGGGUUCUUUUUAUUUAUCUAAGCUAGUGUUUUUAAAUGGUCUUGGUUUACACAGCUGUAAUUAGACCGAUACAUUUCCUAUUCUUAUAUUUGUUUUUCAAAUGACAUGUCUCCUGUCCAUUUUUAUACUGUACUGCAGCAGUCUGACUAAAGCCUUGUGAACAGGUACAUCGCUGUAGAGGAGUGUUAAUCAGUGUUGUGAUGCAUCCCCACUAACAGCAGGUGCCAAAACUGUCACUUUUCCUUCUCCAAAACUCUAGUGAUCUUCAGUUUUUAUGCAUAUCCUUUCAUAUACUCCUGUGUUUGUUUCCAGCAAUUAGCCUACAGACUGUACAUUGAAGAAAAAUACAUACAAAAUGUAGAAUAAAGAUAGUUUUUCAUAA